AUGGUCGCCCCGCCGGCGGACGUCCGCCCGUGGGCGUGGGUGCUAUACGCCGGCGAGCGGCGGUGGCAUCAGCGUCGGAUCUGGGGGCAAGUAGAGGAUCCGCCAACUGGACCUCAGACUCGUCUACUGCUGAUCAGCAGCACGCCUGAUCACGAUGUCUACGAAGAAGAUUCCAGCAGGGACAGCGCUGACAUCCUGGGCGUUCGGUUUGUGGACGCUCGUCGUGACCGCGGGGGCCUGGAUGCAGGGCUGCUGUACGGGUUCAGGCGACGCUUGACUGUGAAUGAGGAGACCGCAGUCAUGGCGGCGGUGAUCCAGGUGGCCGACGAGACGUACCUGGCUCGGGAGACCGCUGGGGGCCGCGCUGCUGUGUUGCCUGCUGGUGGCGCACUGCGGGCUUUCGACUUCGGGCUGCGCGGCGCGGGAGCUGGGCAGCAGCUGGUCGGAGCCGACGGUGGCGCUGCUGGAGGCAACGCUGAAGGCGCGGCCGCCCUGGCAGCGGCGGCCCCUGUGGCGGUCGGGGGCCCUGGUCCAUUCGCGGCUCCUGCUGCUCCGGAGUGGGUGAUGACGGAGACGACGGCCGCGGGAGACCGCGGGACGGUUGUGGCCUUGAAUGGGACGGAGCGUCUCGGGGGCGACGUCGGGAUCAUGAAGACCGACAAAGGCUGGAUCGACAUCCGACGGGUGUCGCUCAGCUUGUCACUCUAUGCUGGCGCUGAGGCUGGACUGGACGCCAGGCUCCUGGGGAUCUCGCUGCAGUCAGACGGCCAUCGCCCUCGGAUUCAGUUCCGAGACGCUGUCGCCAAGUUCGAGCAGACUCCGCUCCCAGGCUGGCCUCUGGAGGGCCCCCGUUCGGCAGCGUGGUGCUUCGUCUUCAUCGACAGACGCCGCGGGGGCCCGCUGGAGCACUUCACGCAGUUCAAGAGUCAGUACCACUUGACGAACGAUGAUUACGGUGUGGCCCACUACGAGAGCAUCAUGAGGAUGAUCGAUUUUUUGGCCUGCUGGGAUCAGGUGAAUCUCCCCGACCUCGUGGGCGUCGAGGUGGCGAUGCGACAGGCGCAGCUGUACGAGUACGCGUACGCAAUGGAGGUACACCGGGAGCUGGAAGAUGCGGUUCGACGCUUCGGGGGGCCUCCGCUGGAUCUCGACGGCCCAGGAGCCCUUGCGGAGCUUCGGGUGUCUCAGGCGCACCACGGGGAGGGCGUGGCCAUCGCCCCGGUUGGCUUCGACAACUUCGACCGCAUUUCCCUGCCUGCGGCUACGACCUCUCCACAGACGUUAGAGCACUUGGCUGGGGAUGUGGGCCGGAAGAUCGCUGACCGUUUACAAGAUUUGUUGCUACCCCGAGAACAGGGGUUGGACCGUAUCCGUACUGAGGGACCACGUCGGCUAUACGUUGAUCCCAACCUUCGUAACCCUAAGUUGUAUCAGCGAGUGCUUCAACGGCUGGUGGACUCUAACCUGGUGAGUUUCCAGCUGGACUGCGAGUGCUCGGUCGGGCUCUUUUUCGUUCACAAGAAAAAUGGCGAUCUACGGAUGAUCCUAGAUGGCCGCUGCUCGUCAUUGCGCUUCGCCGAGGCCGACAAGGUUGAGUUGGCCUCCGGCGGCGCUGUCAGCCAGAUCGCCGUAGACGGGGAUGACCCUAUCGCCGUGGCCGGCGUGGACAUCGCCGAUGCCUUCUACAAUAUCCUGUUGCCUCCAUGGCUGCAAAAAUACUUCGGUCUCCCGCCCGUCAGAGCAGGCGACUUCAAUCUCUCUCACGUUGGCGAGGGUACUCCUGUGCUUCCCUCGCAAAAGGUGGUCCCAUGCUUUCGUUGCCCGCCCAUGGGUUGGAGCGUGAGUCUUUGGAUCUGUCAGACCUUGAAUGAGCACAUCAGCUCCCUUGUCCCAGGCAUCAGUACACAUAACCUCCUUGUGGAUCGCAGGCCAGCCCCGAGUUUGAGCAACGAUUUCAUACACACUGAGUACGUUGACAACUUUGUCUCACUGUCACGGUCUAUGGAGCGUGCUGGCGACAUCGCCAGGGCCGUGGGCCGCGAACUGAAUCGAGUCGGGUUGCCUACGCACGAGGAUUUCGCACGCGAUCAGGUCGUCGAGUUGUUGUCCUUCAACGAGCGAUGGAGGUUUGGGCGAGACAACGAGAAGUCGAUGCCUCCCCGGGCCUUCGACAUCGGCAUGUGGGAGGAUGAGACCGAGGAGACCAAGGCGAGCCCGGGGUUCGCCGAGCCCCACCAUGUCCUGAAGGCCUCGCACGGCCUGUUGUUCGAGGAGCCCAUCAAGGUCUUCCCGAAGCCCCCGGAGGCCAAGUUCAGCACAACAGUGCUGACUCAGCUUCGCGUAAUCGACCUGGCCUUACAGCUGAGGCUGAUCGCGCAGCCGCUGGGGAUGCCAGGCGCAGCAGCCCUUGUUCAGGUGGCGGGCGGCUUGCCGAGAGGUCGGGGCGGACCGAGGACCAGCGUGGCCGUGGCUUCGUCUCGCCGCCGCCCGGCCUCAGCCUCUGCGACGAGCCUCGCUGUUCGAGCUCGCGUGGAGAGCGACCGCCGAGCCGCCAGGCGCCUGCAGCGCCGCCAGGGCUACAGCCGGGACAUCGUUCCGAAGCCCGGAGCGAGCCACUCGUUUCUGGAGCAGGAGUCGGUGUCUGCCGCCACCCGCCGGGACUACCAGAGGAGAGCUCACGACUUCUACCUCUGGGCCGAGCACUCGCGCCUGGAGACGGUGACCGAGGAGCAGCUGGACGAGACCCUGGUGAUCUACUUCCACGAGCAGUUCUUGGAGGGGGGCGAGAGCACGGACGCGUGGAAGCUCUUUGCGUCGCUGGCCUUCGAGGGUCGCCACCUGGGCUUGAAGUACAGCAGUCUGCCGCGUGCGACCCGAGCUGCUCGAGGAUGGCGAAAGCUGGCUCCACCUCGGUCGAGGCUUCCGCUGCCGUGGGCUGCCUGCUGCCUUGUCAUCCGCCAGCUAAUCCAGGCGGGACAGCGAGUGCUUGCGGAGCUCACGGCCGUGGCCUUCGCCCUGUACCUGAGGAACAGCCCUCUCUUCCCCGUGUCGCACAGCGAGUGGAACGCCAAGUUCGCCGCCGCAGCCAGGGACAGCGGUCUUCAGCCGUUGCUGCCACUGACCCUUCACCAGCUCAGGCACGGAGGAGCGAGCCACGAGCUGCUGGUGAGGGCUCACACCCAAGACGAGGCCAGCGCCUCGGGGAUCCGCGAGAUUGCUCGCGCGGGCUUCCACGCUGGCGCGUCCUGGGCGCUGCUGCCCAGCUGCCCUGCGGCGCCCCCCUGCCCGCCUUACCCGCCCUGCCCCGCGUGCUUCUGCACGUGCGGGGAGGGAGGCGGGCCGGUGUGUGACGCGGUCGCCGACGCGGUCGCGGGGGCGCUGCGCGAGGCGGUGGAGGGCUGUGUCGGCGGGGGAGCCGCGAUAGGGCUGGUGCUGCUCGCGCUGCUCGCGGGGUUUGCGGUGGUGCGCUACGCAGGGGACGACCUCUGGCACGAGCGGAUCCUGCUGUACCCAGCAGCCAGUGAGACGGCUGGCGCCGGGCUUCCAGGAGCCUGCUGGGUGGUGUACACCCCCGACCGUGACAUGUACAUCGAGGAGCUUGAAGGAGGAUCGCCCGACGACAGCCCCGUCGAGUGGCUGGAGAUGCCGCGCGACUUGCGGCUGCCCAGUGGGCUUGGGCGGGCGUAUCGCUUUGAGGAGUCGCCGACGGAGGAGGUGAUGAAGGGCCUCUAUCGUCGGGCCUUCUCGGCCGCCCAUGCCGAUGCGGAGGCGCGCGGUGUGCAGCUGGAGACGCCGGUGGCGGUGCGAACUGCAGCAGGGCGAGACGUGGCAGUGCAUGAGGCGCUCGGGGCCAACUUCUUCGGUGGCCGACGGAUGACGGGCAAGAGACCUCCUCUCGGUCUGGACCUCGGAGGAGAUCACGGGGGCCACCCUGGAACGGCCGCAGCGGCCGCGGAGGGCAUCGGCGACAGCGGCGCCCCUGGGCCUGCGGUUGAGGGGACCAGCACGCCACGGUCGAGCGGUCGUGUAUGGCGAGCAGCCGAGGCCGACGAGCUUUGCCGCAUCGCGCUGGGAGACGAGUUGGGGCCUCCUGCGCAGUCUCUCGGCGGCAAGGGGCUGUACCUUGCAGCGCCCGGGCGAGCCGCGGUGGUGCACCUGACGGGGCUCGACCAGGAUUCCUUCGCGAUGAGCCUGCGCAGUGGCGAGGGCCACCCCUUGAGCGCUGGCGCCGGGAACGGGGGAGGAGGAGAUGCCCGAACACUGACGGUGAAGAGUGGGCCGCGGGGCCGAGGCCGUGAGUGGCGCGAGGUCGUGGACGCCUGCGAGGAGGAGCCGUUCGGUGACUUCCCCGUGGCAGGGCCCGGGUCAGCUUGGUGGUGCUUGGAUUUCUUGCGGCGGCGGCACACCCCUACGGAUCACCAUUUGAUGUUCAAGACGACGGCGAGGCUCCAGUCGGAGCAGUGGGGGGUGCAAGAGCAUGAGCAGCUCAUGAAGUACAUCGAGCUGGCGGGCACUUAUGAUCAGCUGGACCUCAGCAACUGUGCCUUCGCCGAGGCCAUUUUUCGGCGGGCGCAGACCAUCGAGUGGAGCUACCACGAUCGUUUGCGCGAGGCCGACUCGGCUAGCUCCAAGGACAAGAUGAGUCCCGAGGAGUUCUCGGCGUUCAGCGGCUUCAGCAAGGCUGGGGACCUUCUGAUGGUGGCCCCUACGCUCCUCGAGUUCGUGAAGGGCCAGGUCGAGAAGGACGCCGCCAUCAUGAAGAACAUCAGGAAGGCCCGAGAAGAACGAGAGCUCCGUCGCAAAGCCCUCCGUGAGCUCCGCGGCGCUGGCGUGUACGAGGACAUCGACUCGCCAGUCGUCAGCUUCGACGAUUCCCUCGUCUCGCUGCCCGAGGCCGGCAACGUUCCUGUGCCGCUUGGGGAGCUGGUUGCAGGCGUGGGCGAUCUAGAUGUCGAGGCAUCAAUACACGAGCAGCUCCUUCCACGCAAGGAUGCGGAGUCCAACCUCUCUGAGGCUCCGCGACAGCCGUACAUGGAUGCUGUCCUCCGAGCUCAGCCACAUGCCUAUGCUGGGUUGGUGCGGCGCUUGCAGGCGGCGGGAAUGGUGACUUUCUCUGCCGCGCCACGCGAGAGGUGCGGCCUUUUCUUCGUGCGUAAGAAGUCUGGCAAGCAGCGCAUGGUGAUUGACUGCCGACGGGCUAACUGCUGGUUCAAGAGGCCUUCGACAGUCGCGCUGGCGACAGGCUCUGCACUUGGAGAGCUAGCCGUGCCAGAGGGUGAGCAGCUCUACGUCGGUCACGUUGACAUCUGCGACGCCUUCUAUCACUUUGGAUUGCCUGAGGCUUUUCGGGAUUACUUCGCGCUGCCAGCGGUGAAGGCAGGUGAUGUGGGGCUGAGUGUCCUAGGUGGAAGGUCCCUCGCGCCUGGCAGCCGUGUGUGGCCAGUCCUGGCGGUGCUGCCCAUGGGCUGGUCGCAUGCGCUGUAUUGGUGCCAGACCAUUCACCGCGGGAUCGUGAGCUCAAUCCCCGCGCUGCUCGACGUCCCGUUCAUUGCAGACAAGAGUGUAGCGCCGCCGGUGCAGCCACUGGCGAUGACCAUAUAUGUGGAUAAUUUUCUCGCCUUGGGUACAGAUCCCGAGGCCGUUUCCCGCGCAGUGAAGCUCGUCAACGCAGCCUUGACGUCCAGAGGGAAGCUGCAGGUGUCAUGGAGUUCUAAGGUGAUGUGCACGGACGCGUCCUUUUGGGGCUUCGGACUGGUCUGCAAGGACCUCGACAAGGACCUCGUGGGCUCGAUGGGCUGUUUCUCCGAACGGUGGCGCUUCUUGGGCGACAACAAGGUGCUCUCCAGGGCUUGGGCUGCAGGCUCCGAUGACGACGGGAUCAUGACAAAGCCUCUAGAGAGCUCCAAGGACUUCCAGCAGUUCGUGGGGGAUGAGGAGGCUAACAACGAGGCCCGCACGCGGGCCGCUGUGCCCGCUGGCUGCCUAGUGAGUGGAACUUUGCCGACGGACCUUCGCGAGGGCUGCGGCACGCUGGUUACGCUCGUGCUGGAAACGGCCAGGCUGGAGCGUCGCCAGGCGGCGGCCCAGGCGGAGGAGGCCCGCUCGGUCCUGCGGAUCCGCUCAGUGCCGCCGAGCCGGGCGACGUCAGCACAGUCGCUUCGGAGGCCUCUCUGCGUCGCCCUGGCUGGCUCGCCGCCGCUCUUCAAGGCGCAGGCUACGCCUGCGGUCGACGUGGUGGAGUGGCGGAAGCUGGCCCGGGGCGGAGCCAAGCUGGCCGAAGCGGAGACGCUGGACGUACCACAGCUGAGCACAGUGCGGACGCAGACAGUGACGUCCAGGUUCCAGCAGGUGGGCGCCGAGGUCAACGACUGGCUGGCAGAGCAAGGGUUGCAUACGCAGCCGACGCUCUCCCUCGACGGCCAGAGAGGGAUCCCGCUGGCUCCCGAGGCUGCCGCCGAGCUGGACGGCAGACUCGCGGGGAGAAUGUUGGGGCAGUACCUGGAGGGCGUCGAGUCGCGGCCCUGCGAGACGGCAGAGUUCGACGAGAACCCCGUGCUGGACCGCCGCAGCGUGCUCCGCGAGGUUCUCUGA
Molecule: messenger RNA, 6591 nt
Organism: Prorocentrum cordatum
Lineage: Eukaryota; Dinophyceae; Prorocentrales; Prorocentraceae
Source: the annotation of a GenBank genome assembly